CUGAAUCCGCGACCACAGCUCGUACAACUAAAUGCCCUGAGGUCCUACCACUUAGCUCGAUGCACUACCAUUGAACAUGUGCUUCCCUCAAAACGAACAGAUCAUGACAUCUUUGGUGAUCCUAUGUUUUGCGUCCGUUGUACGUUUGAUAGGAGCAACACCCUGCAAAGAUGGCCAGCACUGUGCAGUUUGUGAUGAAACAGGUGACUGCUCAUCAACGUGUCACCCUGGGUAUUUCAACAAGCGAUGUACAUCUACGUGCAACAGUGGCUGCAGAUAUAAAGCGUGUGAACUGCUCAAAGGCAGUGGCAUCGCGGCGUGCAUCCACGGCUGUAAUCCAGGACUCCAGGGUACAAGCUGCAGCAUACCAUGUGAACAUCAGAGACAGUGUACAAAAUGUAAAGGAGGAUGUUACGGUGACUACUGCCAGAUUGGGUCAGUCUGUGUUUCUGGAUGCGUUGACUCCUACUAUGGCCUUGACUGCAAGAACUGCUCUGAACAAUGUAAAUCGUGUAAUAGAAGCACGGGAAUGUGUAACCAGUGUCAUUCGCCAUACACUGGCCCCAUCUGUGAGAUGCGAUGUGAGAAUUGUAAAGGAACGUGCAAGGCUGGAUGCGAAGGAGGCUGUAAUCCUGGGUUUCAUGGUCAUUGGUGUGAAAAGGUGUGUAGUGAAAACUGCCGCGCCGGCCUUGACGCAACUUUUGUGCUAGAAUGUGACCGAAAUGUCUCCAACACGUGCAUCCUGGACUGCGACAAGAAGACAGGACAUUGCAUCCACGGUUGUAAUCCUGGAUUUUAUGGCCAUUGGUGUGAAAAGGUGUGCAGUGAAAACUGCCUCCCUGACCCCGACGGAACUUCAUCAUCAGCCUGUGACAGAAAUGUCUCCACCAAUUGCACCCCAGAAUGUGACAAAACGACAGGAUACUGUAUUCAUGGCUGUAAUACCGGAUGGCAUGGUACUAACUGCUCAUCUCGAUGUAACUCAAAGUGUGCAAAUCUGUCCUGCAAUGAUUCAGGGGCAUGUGUAGAUGGUUGUGCACCAGGGUAUGCUGGGACUGACUGUACAUGCUAUGAGAACUGCUUUGAUCUUGUUUGUUACUCUGAGAAUGGAACCUGUGCAAAAGGGUGCGACAAAGGUUACUAUGGUGCAUUUUGUAAUCACUCCUGUGAGAUAUGCAUUGAUGGGAUUUGUGACAAGGAGUUUGGAACAUGCAUCAAAGGAUGCAACAUUACUGAUCAUGGGUGCAAAUCUACCUGUUCAAGUGACUGUCCGAUAGACAUCUGCCGAAAUCAAAGUACAUGUGGGCAGAACGCCGAGAGCCUACUACUGAUCAUCAUCGGAACAUCAGCAGCGUGUUUGGUUUGCCUUGUUGGUAUCAUAGUAGCAAUAUACAUUGGAUACUAUGAACGCACUAAAAGGGAAGAAACUGAUGAUGAAGAAGUGGAAUCUCCAGUAGAACAACAGGAAGCACGUGACUACGAGUUUAUAGAUGUUGAUGCUGAUAAAAAAAACGAAACUGGCCCUGCAUCUGCUUCAGAAGAUAAGAACAAUGUGCUUAAUACGUCAGAACAAGAAGAUGAUUUCAUAGCAACACCCUGCAAAGAUGGCCAGCACUGUGCAGUUUGUGAUGAAACAGGUGACUGCUCAUCAACGUGUCACCCUGGGUAUUUCAACAAGCGAUGUACAUCUACGUGCAACAGUGGCUGCAGAUAUAAAGCGUGUGAACUGCUCAAAGGCAGUGGCAUCGCGGCGUGCAUCCACGGCUGUAAUCCAGGACUCCAGGGUACAAGCUGCAGCAUACCAUGUGAACAUCAGAGACAGUGUACAGAAUGCCAAGGAGGGUGUCACGGCAACUACUGCCAGAUUGGGUCAGUCUGUGUUUCUGGAUGCGUGGACUCCUACUAUGGCCUUGACUGCAAGAACUGUUCUCAACAAUGUAAAUCGUGUAAUAGAAGCACGGGAAUGUGUAACCAGUGUCAUUCUCCAUACACUGGCCCCAACUGUGAGAUGCCAUGUGAGAAUUGUAAAGGAACAUGCAAGGCUGGAUGCGAAGGAGGCUGUAAUCCUGGAUUUUAUGGUCAUUGGUGUGAAAAGGUGUGUAGUGAAAACUGCCGCGCCGGCCUUGACGCAACUUUUGUGCUAGAAUGUGACCGAAAUGUCUCCAACACGUGCAUCCUGGACUGCGACAAGAAGACAGGACAUUGCAUCCACGGUUGUAAUCCUGGAUUUUAUGGCCAUUGGUGUGAAAAGGUGUGCAGUGAAAACUGCCUCCCUGACCCCGACGGAACUUCAUCAUCAGCCUGUGACAGAAAUGUCUCCACCAAUUGCACCCCCGAAUGUGACAAAACGACAGGAUACUGUAUUCAUGGCUGUAAUACCGGAUGGCAUGGUACUAACUGCUCAUCGCGAUGUAACUCAAAGUGUGCAAAUCUGGCCUGCAAUGAUUCAGGAGCGUGUGUAGAUGGUUGUGCACCAGGGUAUGCUGGGACUGACUGCUCCUGCUAUGAGAGCUGCAUCGAUCAUGAAUGUCACUCAGAGAAUGGAACCUGUGUGAAAGGGUGCGGCAAUGGUUAUUAUGAGAGGAAACUGGAGAAUGAGACCGAAAAUCUGUGCCAGCGUCUGGAAUAG
Molecule: messenger RNA, 2629 nt
Organism: Haliotis rufescens (red abalone)
Lineage: Eukaryota; Metazoa; Mollusca; Gastropoda; Lepetellida; Haliotidae
Product: multiple epidermal growth factor-like domains protein 10
Exons: 8
Coding region: 77-2629 (850 amino acids)
Source: RefSeq, a predicted model, not a curated record